AUGAAACGAGCAAUGAAACUCGGCGACAUACCUGAUGUCAGUUGCACUGUACAUCAGUUGCAACUGUGUGUGCGAACAUCGUUAGAUUGUAAUGAAGAAAUUAAAGCCUUAUUAUCGAAAUGCAAAAAAAAAUUGACGCAUUUUAAUCAUUCCCGAAUAGCUCAGACUGAACUGCAUAAAAUACAAAAGGAACAACUCAACCAAGAAUGUUUGAGUGUAAUACAGGAGUGUAGAGUGCGGUGGAACAAUAUAUUUUAUAUGUUGGAAAGAAUUAUUAAAAUUCCCUAUGCCUGUACGCAUGUAAACACAACAUCUCUCAGUUGUCUCCUGAAGAUUGGCUGCAGCUUAAAAAAAUAG
Molecule: messenger RNA, 357 nt
Organism: Parnassius apollo (apollo)
Lineage: Eukaryota; Metazoa; Arthropoda; Insecta; Lepidoptera; Papilionidae
Source: the annotation of a GenBank genome assembly